UUACAAGCAUCUCUCCAAGCCAUGCCAGGGCCAAAGUCUAUCCCCAGCGAGCCUAUGCCGCUAGACAUGGACAACCGAGACCCCAACAAUAUAAAUGACCAUGUCAGGGUCCUGUUUGAAGACGCCUUUGCAGAGCCUGAAGGGUCACACACCAUUGACGGGGCGUGGCACAUGUCCUACAAGACGUACAACGGGGUGAAGAACUGCUGCUACGUUGUGCUGUCUGUGCUUUUUGGGUGCCCCUUGGCCUGCUGCUGGGCACUGACCUUUGCAUGUAACCAGUGCUGCCAUAUCUGGUUGGUGGCACCUUGCAGGCGCUUGUGGGAUAUGAACUGCACCUGCAUGAAGCUGUUUUGGAGCACGUGUGUGCACUGCUGCUACGACCCCUGUUACGAGUCUUGUGGCCUGAUCUUCAGCUUCAUUCGUGUAACAAACAAGAACGGAUAGAACAUACUUGUCCGCUUCUAAGUCUUCUCCUUAGGGACAUGGAGACCCUCUUCAUCCUCACACCCCUGAGAAUUACAUUGGACUGCAUUGUUCUGCAUCCCAACACUCAACAAUUGGGGGUUAUUAUGUAUGCAGAGCACUGUUGGUGUUUGACGCUAUGCAUUACAGCCCUCUCUGUUGUGUAAUCACACUCUUUAUAGCGUUUCCUUAUGCUGUUGUUGCUGGGAGGAAGUCACUUGUCUGUUAAGUUAUAUUAUUUCCUUUUUCUAUUACAAAAUGUACAAUAAAGCUGAUUUUUUUUUUUGUCAAAUUGAGACACAUAUUAAAGUGUACCUGCAUGAUAUGUAAUAAACACACACAUUUACUGCAUACAUUGUGUGAGCCUAGUGUUUUCAUGCAAACGUGUGUGUAGAUCAUACUGUGCUAUCAAGUCUCUUAUGUGUACAUUUAUUGCAGACACAUAAAUUAGUAUGUUGCUUUUAUAUUAAAAAGACAGUCUAGUCCAAAAUAAACUUUCAUGAUUCAGAUAGGGCAUGUCAUUUUUUUCCAAUUUACUUUUAUCACCAAUUUUGCUUUGUUCUCUUGGUAUUCUUAAUUGAAAGCUAAACCUAUGCUGUAACAAAUGCUAAUUUCUUACAACUUGAAGGCCGCCUCUUAUCUGAAUAAAUGUUGACAGUUUUUUACCA
Bombina bombina (fire-bellied toad) is the source of this 1133-nucleotide messenger RNA. Its product is annotated as caveolin-3-like. Bases 22 to 447 code for a protein of 141 amino acids. Gene Ontology annotation, cellular component: caveola. The record is from RefSeq and is a predicted model, not a curated record. Gene Ontology annotation, molecular function: molecular adaptor activity. Lineage: Eukaryota; Metazoa; Chordata; Amphibia; Anura; Bombinatoridae. Gene Ontology annotation, biological process: caveola assembly. The transcript is spliced from 2 exons.